CGGCUUGCUUUUACUUUCGAAAGAACACGAAGGAAUCGAUACCACUUUCUGUCAUCCGCUAAUCCUGUUGACUAACUGCUCGGUUCCGACAUCCUUCAGUGCUCAAAUAUUUCCGUGCCUUACGCCCCGUAGCCGCCUUAAGGACUCGUAUCAUAAGAUGGCCAGCCACUCUCUGGCACCCAUGGCAAACCGCGUCGCUAACCGCAUGCCAACAACAAUGCGUCCCAGCAUGGUGCCAACCGCACCAGUUUGCCGACGCGGCGCGGCAUCCCGCAUCGUCGCACAUACCUCUGCUGCUGAGGCACCCUCGUGCCAGCAGCUGCGUGAUGCGUCCUCGAUCAAGGCCCGCAUGGAGGCUGCAAACCAAGCCUUGAAGGACGACAAGAUGAUGUGUUACCAGUGCGAGCAGACCAAGGGUGGCACCGGUUGCACCGAGAUCGGCAUCUGCGGCAAGACUCCCGAAGUAGCCGCGCUGCAAGACUUGCUCAUCUACUCCGUCAAGGGCCUGGGCAGCCUUGCUCACCACGCGCGCACCCUGGCCGGCAUUGAAGACGCGCGCGUCAACACCUUUGUGAACGGCGCUAUCUUCUCCACCCUCACCAAUGUCAACUUUGCAGACGAUCGCUUCCUGGAGUUCGUCAACGAGAGUCGCGAGCUGCACGCAAGUCUGUCCGCCAAGCUGGCGGCAGCGGGUGUGACGCUGCCGGCUGAUGCCACCGCGCAGCAGCCCUGGUUCGGGUCCAUGCCGCAUCCGCUGGCUUGGAACUCGCAGCAGGAUGUGGCGCUAGGUGGCGUGGGCGACAUGAUCGAGGUUGGCCUCCAGACCGGCAUCAAGGCUCGUCAGGAGGUGCUCGGCGACACCCUAGCCGGCCUCCAGGAGCUCCUCACCUACGGCCUGAAGGGUCUCUGCGCCUACGCCCACCACGCCGAGGCGCUGGGUCACACCGACCCACGGGUCUACGCCGACGUGCAAGAGUACCUGCACUUCCUCUGCUCCCCCGCCGCUGCCGACGUGGGUGCCGUACUUGACGCCUGCUUCCGCUCCGGAGCCACCAACUUCCGUGUGAUGGAGAUGCUGUCCAAUGCGCACACCUCCACCUUCGGACACCCGGUCCCAACGCCUGUUACCCUGAACCCGGUGCCUGGCAAGGCGAUCCUGGUGACAGGUCACGACAUGCACGACCUGCACAUGCUGCUGGAGCAGACGCAGGGCAAGGGCAUCAACGUGUACACUCACGGAGAGAUGCUGCCCGCGCACGGCUACCCCGGCCUCAAGAAGUACCCCCACCUGGCCGGCCACUUUGGCGGCGCCUGGUAUCGCCAGAAGAUCGACUUCGCUGGCUUCCCUGGAGCCAUCGCGGUGACCACCAACUGCGUGCUGGACCCGCUGCAGGUGUACAAGGAGAACAUCUUCACCAUUAACGAGACGGGUCUGGCGGGUGUGCCGCACAUCGCCGCCGACGCCUCGGGCCACAAGGACUUCAGCCCCAUCAUCCAGCGCGCACUGGAGCUGCCGGGCUUCACGCCCGAGGCGGUGGAGAAGGCGCCCAAGAAGCGAGAUGUCACGGUGGGUUUCGGCCACAACGCCGUCCUCAGCGUGGCCCCGCAGGUCAUCGAGGCCAUCCAGUCCGGCCGUCUGGAACACAUCUUCCUGGUGGGCGGCUGCGACGGCUCCGAGCCGCAGCGCAAGUACUACUCCAAGCUGUACGAGCACAUGCCGCAGAGCACCAUGGUGCUGACGCUGGGCUGCGGCAAGUUCCGCAUCUUCGAUCAGGACUUCGGCACGCUGCCGGGCACUGAGAUCCCACGCCUGCUGGACAUGGGGCAAUGCAACGACGCCUAUAGCGCCCUCGUGGUAGCAACCGAGCUGGCCAAGGUGUUCAACACCGACGUCAACAGCCUGCCCCUCUCGCUGGACCUCUCCUGGUUCGAGCAGAAGGCGGUGGCGGUGCUGCUCACGCUGCUGCACCUGGGUGUGCGCAACAUCCGGCUGGGACCCCGCCUGCCCGCCUUCCUAACGCCCGAGGCGGUGGGUGUUCUGGUGGAGAAGUUUAACCUCAUGCCCGCCAAUGUGGCGGACCCGGCGGGUGACAUGAAGGCUAUGAUGGCGUGCAAGUGAGAAGGCGUACGGAUGAGGUAUGGAUGCAUAAUGGUGCAUUAUGGAUCACGUGCGGAAGGUCCAAGUAGCAUCGAAGAUGGAUGUUGCAUUAAAAGGGGUGCUGGCCGUGGGUGUGGUAUGGAGUGCGAGUACAGAUGAAUGCGUGGAAAAGUGCCAAUGGUGGCAGUGAUGUAGCAUAUUGAACGGUGUAUAGUGGUGGGAUGCACGCUAUGUUACGCAUCGAAAUAUGACAUGAUGUGUUGUUGUCGUGUGCUCUCUGCAAUGACAUAAGAGAAAAUCCGACGGCGAUGUAUUCGUUCAACCCCAACUUGAGAAAGUAUAAGUGCCUGGAGAAAUUACAUGAUUUGCGUCCUAAUAAAAGGGAGGGUACAAUACGGAUGCUUGUGUAGCAUCCAAGCCUCCUGUCGUACGAGCGAUGAUUAACCGAGGACGUAUGAUGACUUAUGCUGUGCUUUGUGACAGUGUUAACAGUUAGGACUGACCGCAUGGUUUCUGUGUUAGACCUCGAGACGAUGUGGCGCAGGUAAAAGAUACAGGUUGUCAUUGAUCGUCAAUUACCGUCAGUGCCUUCGUUUUAGCCCGGUCUUUAGAAUGGCCAAGAUGAUGGAAAACCUCCGCGCCACAAGGCACGGGUUGUAAGUUCGGAACCCCACAUCCUUAUCUGAGACCAAUCCCC
This is a messenger RNA of Astrephomene gubernaculifera, 2795 nucleotides long. The record is from the annotation of a GenBank genome assembly. NCBI's taxonomy places the organism in Eukaryota, Viridiplantae, Chlorophyta, Chlorophyceae, Chlamydomonadales, Astrephomenaceae.